AUGGGUGAAACAGAGCAGAGACCAACAGCAGGAUCCCGGUUAGGAGCUCAGGAAAAUGCUGGGAUCAGUACCUUGGAGCACGGACAGAAACCACCUAUGAUGCCUCCUGGAAAACUCAUCUCCAUCAAAAUUCAGAUGCUGGAUGACACGCAAGAAACUUUCGAUGUUCCGCAAAGAGCUCUGGGGAAAGUUCUGCAUGAUGCUGUUUGCAACCACCUGAACCUUGUUGAAGGCGAUUAUUUUGGCCUUGAGUUUCCAGAUCAUAAAAAGAUGAUGGUGUGGCUUGAUCUUUUGAAGCCUGUUGUGAAACAGAUUAGAAGACCGAAGCAUGUUGUUGUAAAAUUUGUCGUAAAAUUCUUCCCACCUGACCAUGCUCAGCUGCAGGAGGAACUGACAAGGUACCUAUUUGCAUUGCAAGUGAAGCAGGACCUGGCACAGGGAAGGCUAACGUGUAAUGAUACCAGCACUGCCCUCUUAAUCUCGCACAUAGUACAGUCUGAGAUUGGGGAUUUUGAUGAAACCAUAGAUCGUGAACACUUAGCGAAGAACAAGUAUAUACCUCAGCAAGAAGCACUAGAAGACAAAAUCAUGGAAUUUCACCGUAGUCACAUGGGACAGACACCAGCAGAGUCUGACUUCCAGCUUUUGGAGAUUGCCCGUCGGCUGGAGAUGUAUGGAAUACGCUUGCAUCCAGCCAAGGACAGGGAAGGGACAAAAAUCAACCUGGCUGUUGCCAACACAGGCAUUCUGGUGUUUCAGGGUCACACCAAGAUCAAUGCCUUCAACUGGGCUAAGGUUCGAAAGCUGAGCUUCAAGAGGAAACGUUUUCUUAUCAAACUACGGCCUGAUGUGAAUAGCUCAUUCCAGGACACCCUGGAAUUCCUUAUGGCCAGUCGAGAUUUUUGCAAGUCUUUCUGGAAGAUCUGUGUGGAGCAUCAUGCCUUUUUCAGGCUUUUUGAGGAACCUAAACCAAAGCCUAAACCCGUUCUUUUUUCUAGAGGUUCAUCAUUUCGGUUCAGUGGUCGGACUCAGAAGCAAGUUCUUGACUACGUUAAAGAAGGAGGGCACAAAAAAGUGCAGUUUGAAAGGAAACACAGCAAGAUUCAUUCCAUCAGGAGUCUGACUGCACAGCCUUCAGAACAGCAUACAGAGGUGCCAAAACAAUCUUCCCAGAGCUCUAGCUUUGCCUAUGGAGACGACAAUGAUGCUGCAGCAGUGCAGAGCUGCCGGCAAGGGAAGGAAUUGAAGGCUUCAGCGGAAGACACUGGACAGCACAAGAGCCCUUCCUUGAAGAAGAGCCCGAAGGAAGCCAGAAAGGUGGAUGGAGCAGUGGUGUCAACAGUGGAAGAAGAAGAGGAGGCUGCUAAGGACAGGAUGCAGCAGAACAGACCUCAGUCACAGCAACCAAGCACAGGUUCUCUGACUGGCAGCCCUCACCUUUCAGAGCUUUCGAUCAAUUCCCAAGGAGGACCAUCGGUGGCAAAUAUGUCUUUAUCUCCAAACUUGAGCCCUGAUGCCAAGCAGUCAUCUCCCUUGAUCAGCCCUUUGCUGAAUGACCCAACAUGCAUCAGGACUGACGAUGAGGAGGAGGUCAAAAGAAAGAGAUUCCCAACUGAGAAAGCUUACUUCAUUGCUAAAGAAGUAGCGACCACAGAACGAACAUACCUGAAGGACCUUGAAGUCAUCACAUCGUGGUUUCAGAGUGCAGUGAGUAAAGAGGAUUGCAUGCCCGAAACACUGAAAAAUCUCAUUUUCUCCAACUUCGAACCUUUGCACAAAUUUCACACUGGUUUUCUCAAGGAAAUUGAGCAGAGACUUGCUCUGUGGGAAGGCCGCUCUAAUGCUCACAUUAAAGGAGAUUACCAAAGAAUCGGAGACGUUAUGCUAAAGAACAUCCAGAGUAUGAAGCAACUGACAAUUCACCUGUGGAAGCACAAUGAGAUAUUAAUGGAAUUGGAGGACGGGAUCAAGAACUCUCGCAAGCUGGAGACCUUUUGCAGGGAUUUUGAGCUACAGAAGGUCUGCUACUUGCCUCUCAAUACCUUCCUUCUCAGACCUCUGCACAGGCUUAUGCACUACAAGCAGAUAAUGGAGAGGCUUUGCAAACACUACCCACCAAGCCACAUAGACUUCAGGGAUUCAAGAGCUGCUUUGGCUGAGAUUUCUGAAAUGGUGGCUCAGCUCCAUGGCAAUAUGAUAAAGAUGGAGAACUUCCAGAAGCUGCACGAACUCAAGAAAGACUUGAUAGGCAUAGACAAUCUGGUGAUACCAGGAAGGGUAAGUAGCAGAGUUGUGAUCGAGAGCCCCAGCCUGGGGUCUGCUUGCCGUGCCGUGCCCGUGGCUACGGAGAAGUCUCCUGUUAGGCUGGUGAAGGAGUUCAUUAGACUGGGCAGUCUUAGUAAGUUGUCUGGAAAAGGUUUACAGCAACGGAUGUUCUUCCUGUUUAACGAUAUUUUGUUGUACACAAGUAGAGGCCUGACAGCAUCGAAUCAGUUCAAAGUCCACGGUCAUCUUCCACUGUAUGGCAUGACAAUAGAAGAAAGUGAAGAGGAAUGGGGGGUUCCUCAUUGUCUGACGCUACGAGGUCAACACCAGUCCAUCGUUGUCGCUGCAAGUACCCGCGCCGAGAUGGACAAAUGGACCGAGGACGUUCAGAUGGCAAUAGACCUGGCAGAGAAAAGCAGUGGCCCUGCCCCAGAGUUACUGGCUAGCAGCCCACCUGACAACAAGUCUCCUGAUGAAACUACUGUAGACCAGGAAUCUGAGGACGACCUCAGUGCAUCCCGCACCUCACUCGAACGUCAGUCACCACACCGUGGCAACACUACGGUGCACGUCUGCUGGCACAGAAAUACCAGUGUUUCAAUGGUCGACUUUAGUAUUGCUGUGGAGAACCAGCUGUCUGGAAAUCUCCUAAGAAAAUUCAAAAACAGCAACGGGUGGCAGAAGCUUUGGGUGGUGUUCACCAACUUCUGUAUGUUCUUCUACAAAUCGCACCAGGACAAUCAUCCUUUAGCCAGCCUUCCUUUAUUGGGGUAUUCGCUUACCAUUCCUUCCGAAUCUGAAAACAUUCACAAAGAUUAUGUGUUCAAGCUACAUUUCAAAUCCCACGUCUACUACUUCAGGGCUGAAAGCGAAUACACAUUUGAAAGGUGGAUGGAAGUGAUCCGAAGUGCCACCAGCUCUGCCGCACGCACGCGAGCUCUGAGCCACAAAGAGCCUCACGCCUAUUGACGGCCGAAGAAGCCGCCCUGGUGAUUGUCCGGCAGCUGCUGAUUUUCUAGAGGACGUUUGAAACUCUCUUCUCCCUCCAAGUUUAGUAAAACGGACGAUUUGGUAAAAGAAAAGAAAAACAAUCAGUACGGUUUUGCAGAAACUGUCACAAUUCCUCAGCAAAACUCUUUCAGUUCUCCAUGUGUUCAGACUAGCUUACCAUCAUCCCAGUGGCUGCGGUUUGUUUCAUGUCUUGUAUUUUGUCAUUCUGUGCUGUUUUUAGCUUGUGCCAGUAUUAAAAUAUUGUCCUUAUUAGAGUGCCAAAUGCCAAAAGACAUUUUGUUGCCUCAAAGAUUGCACCUAAAAAAAAAAAAAAAAAGACGACUUCACAAUCUGAAAACUUUCUCCUCUGAGGCAAACACUAUUUCUUCUCUUUUCAUAAAAAUAUAUAUAUAUUUUUUUUUUACCAUGUUAAUCUGUAGACUGCUGGAUUUUUAAAUGUAGAUGGACUUUCACAGUAUAGAAUAUAAUUAUAUAUACAGCAAGUAGUCUAACAGGAAUGAGAUAACUUUCAGACUUCAAUUUUUCCCCAGUCUUUCUACAUUUAAUCAGCAAGGAAUUACUAAUUUUCUAUCUUUAACAAGGAAACAGUUUACAGCUCGUUCUCAUCUCCUUUUGGGGUUACAAAUCCACAUGGUAUAAAUAAAGUAUAGGAUCCUUAUCUAACGAUGUUCCUGGUGCAAGUUGACCAAAUUGUUCAUCUGUUGGCUUUGAAAAGUGAAUACUACUUGCAAGAUGCAAAAUUUUUAAAAUAAUCCAGUGCAAUAUUAUUUGGGCUGUUAAUGUACUGUGAAUGGUAUGUACAAGAAGAAAUUAAAGGCUGUGGUGACA
Messenger RNA from Nipponia nippon (crested ibis), 4104 nucleotides. Lineage: Eukaryota; Metazoa; Chordata; Aves; Pelecaniformes; Threskiornithidae. The record is from RefSeq and is a predicted model, not a curated record.